Messenger RNA from Carassius carassius (crucian carp), 915 nucleotides. RefSeq names its product troponin I, slow skeletal muscle-like. The record is from RefSeq and is a predicted model, not a curated record. Gene Ontology annotation, biological process: muscle contraction. Gene Ontology annotation, cellular component: troponin complex. Lineage: Eukaryota; Metazoa; Chordata; Actinopteri; Cypriniformes; Cyprinidae. Bases 1 to 693 code for a protein of 230 amino acids. The transcript has 7 exons.
AUGGAAACUAUAUCUGCCAGCCAGUGGUGGCUGGACUAUAAAAUCCCUUUGUCUCAACACCGUGUUGUUGUGCCUCCUGUCCGUGACCAUCAGCCAGACAGAAUCCAGAUACGAAGGCCUGGAAAUCCAAAAGUGGACAACAAACCUAAGUCAAAAAUUUCAGCUUCUCGAAAACUUUCUUUGAAGAUAAUGCUUCUAAACAGAGCGAUGGAGGAUUUGGAGAAAGAAAAACAGGACAGGGAAGAAGAGAAAAAUGGUUACCUCAAAGAAAAACACCCUCCUUUACAUCUUUCUGGACUCUCUCUGGCAGAGUUACAGAAUCUGUGUAAGCAGCUCUAUGCCAAAAUUGAUGUAGUAGAUGAAGAGAGAUACGACUAUGAGGAUAAAGUCAACAAGCACAACAAAGAUAUCAAUGAGCUUAAGUUGAAAGUUCAGGAUCUAGGUGGGAAGUUCAAGAAACCUGCCCUGAGGAAGGUGCGUGUGUCUGCUGAUGAGAUGAUGAGGGCCUUGCUGGGCUCCAAACACAAAGGCUCCAUGGACCUCCGUGCAAAUCUGAAGUCAGUCAAGAAGGAGGAUAUCAAGCAAGAAAAGGUCUUGACGACUGAGGUAGGUGACUGGCGUAAAAAUGUGGAAGCCAUGUCUGGAAUGGAGGGAAGAAAGAAGAUGUUUGACGCUGCUGGGGGAGGCCAGUAAAGCCCUUCAUAAAACCAGCCUUACCUUCUGGACGGUCUUUUCAGAGAAGAUAUAAAAUGGAAGGGAUGAGAGUGAAGUGUUUUCUUGCUUUGUUGACCUUUCUGAGCGGCUGUUUUUCCAAGCCAAACCAUAGUAACUGAUAAGUAUUAGUUGACCCCAAAUUUAAAUCCUUCAAUUAUUUGCUCAUCCUUUUGUUGAUUCUCACAUAACUGACAAUGCUCU